This is a messenger RNA of Centruroides sculpturatus (bark scorpion), 2019 nucleotides long. RefSeq names its product glycine receptor subunit alpha-2-like. The coding region runs from base 64 to 2019 and encodes 651 amino acids. Gene Ontology annotation, molecular function: transmembrane signaling receptor activity; extracellular ligand-gated monoatomic ion channel activity; neurotransmitter receptor activity. Gene Ontology annotation, cellular component: neuron projection; synapse; membrane. NCBI's taxonomy places the organism in Eukaryota, Metazoa, Arthropoda, Arachnida, Scorpiones, Buthidae. Gene Ontology annotation, biological process: chemical synaptic transmission; signal transduction; chloride transmembrane transport. The record is from RefSeq and is a predicted model, not a curated record. The transcript has 16 exons.
AAAAUAUUAAACCUACAUACAAAAUGUUUAUGUCAUUAAUAAUUUAUACAAAGAGAAAAAUACAUGUAUACUCGGUUUUGGAAUAUGUAUUUACAUGUCGAACUGGAUCGCAGUUGGAUGAAUAUAAUACCUACUGAUUAUGAUAAUCACGCGCCUCCACUUGUUGAUGGUAAACCUGUUACUGUUUAUAUCAAUUUGGAAGUCCUGGAUGUGGAUGAAAUACGAGAGCAGACAAUGGACUUUCGUAUGUUCUUCUAUUUGAAUGCGUACUGGACAGAUCCUAGAUUGAAACUUGAAGUUCUUAAUUUAACACUGUCAAAAAUACUUCCUCCUUCCGCAGAUGACACUCUGUGGGUUCCGGAUUUGAUGUUUGACAACACUAAAUGGGGUCAUCUUUUCCAACAUUCCAUUCCGAAUACUUUCAUUUUAAUAACUAAGGAUCGCAUUCUUCGAAAAACCGCAAGAUAUAGCUUUCGUGUGGCAUGCCCUAUGGAUUUACAUCGUUAUCCUCUUGAUGUUCAAGAUUGCGUAUUUAAAAUUGGUUUGUUAAAAAAUACAGCGGAAAAGGUACUCCUGGAAUGGUGUGAUGUUGACGAUAGUCCAUGUAAUUACAGUUAUCUGUAUGCGAAAUUUAUAUUCAUUCGGCGAUUAACUGGUAGUGUACUCAACGUUUAUUUGCCAAGUACUGUAGUAGUAAUUCUGUCCUGGCUAUCAUUCUGGUUAGAUGUGAAUGCAGUUCCCGCUCGUGUUACACUCGGUGUUACCUCACUUCUUACCAUCAUCACUCAAAUGCUGCAGUCUAGAUCGUACACUCCGCCAGUGGACUAUGUAAAAGCUGUGGAUAUUUGGCUGCUCGCAUGUAUGUUUUUCGUCACAGCUUCGUUGAUAGAAUACGCAUUUGCUCACCACUCCGUGGAAUUUAAAGAAAAAUUCACUACAUGUGUCGAACUGGAUCGCAGUUGGAUGAAUAUAAUACCUACUGAUUAUGAUAAUCACGCGCCUCCACUUGUUGAUGGUAAACCUGUUACUGUUUAUAUCAAUUUGGAAGUCCUGGAUGUGGAUGAAAUACGAGAGCAGACAAUGGACUUUCGUAUGUUCUUCUAUUUGAAUGCGUACUGGACAGAUCCUAGAUUGAAACUUGAAGUUCUUAAUUUAACACUGUCAAAAAUACUUCCUCCUUCCGCAGAUGACACUCUGUGGGUUCCGGAUUUGAUGUUUGACAACACUAAAUGGGGUCAUCUUUUCCAACAUUCCAUUCCGAAUACUUUCAUUUUAAUAACUAAGGAUCGCAUUCUUCGAAAAACCGCAAGAUAUAGCUUUCGUGUGGCAUGCCCUAUGGAUUUACAUCGUUAUCCUCUUGAUGUUCAAGAUUGCGUAUUUAAAAUUGGUUUGUUAAAAAAUACAGCGGAAAAGGUACUCCUGGAAUGGUGUGAUGUUGACGAUAGUCCAUGUAAUUACAGUUAUCUGUAUGCGAAAUUUAUAUUCAUUCGGCGAUUAACUGGUAGUGUACUCAACGUUUAUUUGCCAAGUACUGUAGUAGUAAUUCUGUCCUGGCUAUCAUUCUGGUUAGAUGUGAAUGCAGUUCCCGCUCGUGUUACACUCGGUGUUACCUCACUUCUUACCAUCAUCACUCAAAUGCUGCAGUCUAGAUCGUACACUCCGCCAGUGGACUAUGUAAAAGCUGUGGAUAUUUGGUUGUUCGCUUGUAUGUUUUUCGUCACAGCUUCGUUGAUAGAAUACGCAUUUGCUCACCACUCCGUGGAAUUUAAAGAAAAAUGUAAUUCCCCACGUCCAGGUAAGAAAAAUGGAAAGUGGGCUGAGAAACGUAAAAAUUCUAAAGAGAAAAUUGAAAAAGUGAAAGGAAAACUUUGUGGUAUUUGGAAAAUUUUCAAGAUUCAAACCACCUUGAAUGCUCCUGAUUAUUAUUCUCGAAUCUUAUUUCCAACGGCUUUUUUAUUCUUCUCUUCCUAUUAUUGGUGGCAUUAUUUAAGUUUCUGCAGAAAAACAUUAAACGAUUGA